This is a messenger RNA of Arvicanthis niloticus (Nile rat), 2235 nucleotides long. It is a transcript of the gene Nicn1, whose product is annotated as nicolin 1, tubulin polyglutamylase complex subunit. Lineage: Eukaryota; Metazoa; Chordata; Mammalia; Rodentia; Muridae. Gene Ontology annotation, cellular component: nucleoplasm. The record is from RefSeq and is a predicted model, not a curated record.
GCAGUCGCGAGGGUGAUUGGUUGAAGAAGAACUUCCGAUGGCAUUUCCGACUCUUGACCCGCCCUGAGCAUCGGUGAUUGGCUGGACUGUUACAAGCGUUAUGUCACCUGGGAGUUGUAGUUCUUUUGGUUGAUAGGCGACGCCAAUAAGGGCUAGUGGUUGGAUGGAGACUGUUAGCGGUGAUUUCGCUUGGUUGUAGCCUCCCAAAUCAUGUCCCGUGUGUUGGUGCCCUGUCAUGUGAAAAGCACUGUAGCCCUGCAAGUGGGCGACAUGAGGACUUCCCAAGGUCGGCCUGGCGUGCUGGUCGUCGAUGUCACUUUUCCCAACAUCGCGCCUUUCGAGUUGCAGGAGAUCACGUUUAAGAAUUACUACACAGCUUUUCUGAGCAUCCGUGUUCGUCAACAAAACUCAAUGCACACACCAGCCAAGUGGGUAACGUGUUUGCGGGACUACUGUUUGAUGCCUGAUCCACACAGUGAGGAGGGAGCCCAGGAGUAUGUAUCACUGUUCAAACACCAGAUGCUGUGUGACAUGAACAGGGUGCUGGAGCUGCGACUGAUUCUGCGACAGCCAUCACCACUGUGGUUGUCUUUCACAGUGGAGGAACUGCAGAUCUACCAGCAGGGACCAAAGAGCCCCUCCUUGGCGUUCCCCAAGUGGCUUUCCCAUCCAGUGUCCAAUGAGCAGCCUGUUCCUCGCCUUGAGGGUCUCCCAGAUCCCAGCAGAGUCUCCUCUGAGGUGCAGCAGAUGUGGGCACUGACAGAGAUGAUUCGGGCUAGUCAUACUUCCACGAGGAUCGGCCGCUUCGAUGUGGAUGGCUGUUAUGAUCUGAAUUUACUCUCCUACACGUGAGCAGAAGCUUCUACUUGAGACACUGGCCUUCUGUGCUCAUCUAGGUGGGGUUUGGCCACCAGAGGCCGAAGCAUGUUCCCUGUGCAUCCAAGUUCUAUCUGGACAAAAUCUACAGAUUGGGGAUUCUUGACACCUUCCCAGUUGUUUUAGCAUGAAUUCUUAGUGGGGGCACUUUCUGUCUUUGACUGUCUGACAUGUAAAUUCAGUCUCUUCUUCUCAGACUUCACUGGUUCUAAUUAGAAUCCUUGAGCUCCUCUUGCCUGUCCUGCCAAUACGUAUAGCCCAGUCUACUACCAUUUCCCCCCAUUGCUGAGAUAAACCUGUCACACUGUUUUGACACUCAUGACCUGUGAAGCUUGAGGAGGACACACACCCUCUAUUCAUUCCUCUGCUUCUGCUAGUAGCCUUUGUCCUUUUGUAUUAUUAUAUCCACGAAAAGAAAAUGUCCUAGAGCCAGGCAUGGCACACACCUUUCAUCUUAGCAUUCUGUGAGUUCAAGACCAGCCUGGUCUACACAGUGAAUCCCAGGCCAAUCAGGGCUACAUAGUGAGACUCUAUAUUAGAAAAGAAAGAAAGAGAAGAAAAGAAGGAAGGAAGGAAGGAAGGAAGGAAGGAAGGAAGGAAGGAAGGAAGAAAAUACCCCCUUUUGAAAUUGUCUUCUACCAGCCUAGGAGUUGAAGAUGAGAUUGCUGGGAGCUGUAGUUCUUACGUCCCUAAGCUGGCUCCUGAAAAGUGCUGUGUCAGUUCUGGACAGGUGCUGUUGGCACAGCUGGGGCUGGAGAAUGAGUCCUCCCUCUGGCCUACUUGUCAUCACACUCAUCGUGAAGCAUAACCAAGGUCCCCGUCCCUUCUCUCAGUUGCUUCUGCCCAUCAUGCUCAGGGUGAUGAGAGAGCACCCCUGGGGGAGGGUGUCCAAGCCAACGGCUCACUGAUAUUCACUGAGGCAGAGGCCUCCAUUACCUCAGAGCAACCACUAAAUGAAGAAGACGGCUGCUCUUUUCUGUGAACAAAUUCUGUUUUCCUCUAGUUCUUCCUGGCUUUGUCCCUGGGAACUAUUAUUAAGCCGUGCUGCAAGGUGUCUCAGAACUGGAAAAUUGGACAUGAGUUUGUGCAACAGUUUACUGGGAAAGUCUGGCCACCUUUGGUAGCUACCCCGCAUUCCUGCCCACAACCCUCUUGAAGGUCCCAUCUUCACCUACAGGAUCACAGUUUAAGCCCCACUGAAAGGACAGUUACUAUAAUCCUGUGUUCAGGGAACAGUGGUCCUCAGUACGAAUGAGUAAAGAGGAUCCUGAGGUGGCAGGGACUAUGCACAGCUAUGUUCCUAAGUUCCCAGAACUGGAGCUAGUGUGCAGCAAGAUCAAUAAAUACUUGUGGAAUACA